AUGCUGGUAUCGGUACCAUACGGUGUAUAUUUCAUAUUUGCAUCUGUCAACUUCGUUAUGGCAAUCCUCGCAUUUUGGAUACCCGAGACUAAAGGUAUUUCAUUGGAGCGUAUGGAUGAACUUUUUGGAGGUGCCGACUUGUCUCACAUAGAGGACGUUGGUGUCGUUGCGCAAAAAGCCGAUGUUGAGGCGGACCUGGAGAAAAGCGAGACCGUCUAUGCUUCCAAGCACUAA
Phaeoacremonium minimum UCRPA7 is the source of this 234-nucleotide messenger RNA. Its product is annotated as putative mfs quinate protein. The record is from RefSeq and is a predicted model, not a curated record. Bases 1 to 234 code for a protein of 77 amino acids. NCBI's taxonomy places the organism in Eukaryota, Fungi, Ascomycota, Sordariomycetes, Togniniales, Togniniaceae. The transcript has 2 exons.